Molecule: messenger RNA, 1584 nt
Organism: Penicillium argentinense
Lineage: Eukaryota; Fungi; Ascomycota; Eurotiomycetes; Eurotiales; Aspergillaceae
Gene: capA
Product: adenylate cyclase-binding protein
Exons: 4
Coding region: 1-1584 (527 amino acids)
Biological process (GO): regulation of adenylate cyclase activity; cytoskeleton organization
Cellular component (GO): cytoplasm
Molecular function (GO): actin binding; adenylate cyclase binding
Source: RefSeq, a predicted model, not a curated record
AUGGCGAGCGGAAGCCACAUGCAUAAUUUCACCACCCUCAUCAAGCGGCUCGAGGCUGCCACCUCACGCUUAGAGGAUAUGGCCAUGUCCCUAGAUGACCCAAACGUCUCAUCGAAGGGCAUGAAUGGUGCUGCUACCGCGGCGCCUGCGACUCCAGAACCACCCAAGCCCACACCUCCCCCUCCGGCAGCCCCUGCUGCGCCCCAGAUCCCACUCCAGAUCCAAGACUUCGAUGCAUUGAUCAAAGGAGACGUCCAGAACUUUGUGAAGCUGGGCGAGAAGAUUGGAGGCCUGGUGGAAGAACAGUCCAAAGCCGUUCUGCAAGCAUUCGUUGCCGAGCGCACAUACCUUUUCGUCACGACGAAGGCGAAGAAGCCCGAGCCCCAGCCUAUCGAGCUGAUGACAGACCUUCACAAGGCUUCUGACAGCAUCAACAACAUCCGGGAAUCGAACCGUGCCUCUCCGCUGUUCAACCACCUGAGUGCUGUUGCGGAGGGAAUCGUUGCGCUUGGUUGGUUCUUCGAGACUAAGCCGGCGGCUUUUGUCGAGGAAAUGAUUGGUGGAAUCCAGUACUACGGAAACAAGGUUCUGAAGGAGUACAAAGAGAAGGACUCAACACACGUCGAGUACAUCCAAGCAUACUACCAAAACUUCAAGGGUCUUUCUGCCUUCCUCAAGAAGCAUUAUCCCACUGGCUUGACCUGGAACAAUGAGUCCGGUGUGGAUGCACUGGAGGCUCUCAAGCAGAUCAAGGGCGGCCCUGUCCCGGCCGGCGCUGGCGCCGUUCCUCCUCCCCCUCCCCCUCCUGUCCCAUCUCUGAACGUUCCUGGUGGCGGCGCUCCUCCACCUCCGCCUCCUCCAGGCAUUCCUCCGGCUCCGGCCCCGAGUGCCCCCGCUCCAGACAUGUCUGCUGUCUUCGAUCAGCUCAACCAAGGCGAGCAGAUCACCGCUGGUCUGCGCAAGGUUGACAAGUCGGAGAUGACCCACAAGAACCCGAGCCUUCGCGCAGGCUCUACUGCCCCGGAAGGCUCGAGCGCCGUCCGGGGUAAGUCUCCCGCACCCAACAAGAAGCCCAAGCCCGAGAGCAUGCGUGCUCGCAAGCCCCCGCGCAAGGAUCUGGAGGGCACCAAGUGGCUAGUUGAGAACUUCGAGGGCUCUGAUGAAAUCAUUGAGAUCCCUGCUCAGAAGAACCACUCAAUUCUCAUCUCACGCUGCAACAAGUGCAUCAUCAAGGUCCCCAACAAGGCCAAUGCUAUUGCCAUUGACAACUGUACUGGCCUUUCCAUUAUUGUUGACUCUCUGGUGAGCAGCCUGGAUGUCAUCAAGUCGCCCAAAUUUGCUCUGCAGAUCGAUGGUGUCGUCCCCACUGUCCUUCUGGACCAGGUCGAUGGUGCUGCUGUUUACCUCGGUCAGCAAAGCCUUGCUACCGAGAUCUUCACUAGCAAGUCUACUGCUGUCAACAUCAUGCUUCCUCCUAAGGAGGGAACUGACGACGAUACCAAGGAGUGCCCAAUUCCUGAGCAGUUCAAGAGCUACGUCAAGGAUGGUGUGCUUGUCAGCGAGAUUGUCGAGCAUGCUGGCUGA